GCGGGGCCUCAGGGAGGGGAAAGGAGUGGCUCCAGGCGCCUUCGGCUGGGACGGCUGGCGGGAGGCUUCUGUAGGAAGCCUGCCCCGGCGCCGCGCUCCCUCGGAGUGCUGUCUGCGCCUGCAGCCCAGAACUCCCAGCGGCUGCCGCAUAGGGCCCGGCACAGAGCUGGCCUCUAAGAAGAUGGUGGCGGGAAUGAACGAAUGAGUGAUGACUGAGUGAUGGAUAGAUGACCAAGAGCCAGGACCCGUGUUCGGAAACGAAGUCUCGGGGCUCAGAGUUCUCGGUGUGGAUACCACCUGCUCCCCCGCCAUUAGUCCUGCUGCUCAGAAACUUUUUUAGGGACCGUCGUACUAGGACCCGGCAGUAGUGUAGAGCGCACUAGGUGGCGAGUCUGGAGUCUCUUGAGUUAUAGAAUUCCUGAGGACACAGAGGCUGUUGCUUCAUUUCUAAAGCUGGACUGUCUAGUCCUGCCUUUCUUUACAAAGUUCAGUUGACAGCAUGUCUGGGAUAGCACGUACGGAAACGUGAUUGUUUUGCAACGGAAUUUUACUAUGCGAAACUUGCCAAAGAGUACUCAGAGCUCGGGGGCGGGGCUACAGAAUGAAUGACGUUGGAGUCUGCCAAAAGGGAAGAUGCGUCCAGUGUAGCAAUGGAAGAAGAUAGAUAUGGCUCCCAGUUUUCCAACUCUGAAGUGUUUUCCAGUCAAAACAAAGAGAAGGUUUGUGGAUGUUGAAUAUGCAAGGAGCUGAAGAGAGAGCGGUUGGAAGAGAGGUUUGUCCAGGUUUGAUGGAAAAAUCUGUUCAAGAGGAGGAUGUCUCUGAAAUUGAUUCAUCAGGGAGAGUAGCAAAGAGAUUACCAGAGGAUGCAAACCAGGAUUCUGUAUUUGAAAAAAAAUACACAUGCGAAAGCAUGAAGGAAAGCACUUCUGGAGAGGUUCCCAGACCAUGCCUUUUCCAGGAAGGAGGUUUUGGGGAAAUAACUUUCAUCCACAAGGAAGCAUCUCCUGAAACAAUUAGCCAAGAAUAUGAUUUUGAGAGAAGCUUGCUCUUGACCUCCAGCUUUGUUACACAUCUCAGGGUUUCUACAGAAGAGAGCCUACAUCAGUGGGAGACAAGUAGUAUACACACUGAUGAGAUUUCAGACCAAAGUAAAUGCCCAGCUCUCUCUACUCAGAAAAAGUCUUGGGAAUGUAAUGAAUGUGGAAAAACUUUUACUCAGAGCUCAUCCCUUACCCAGCAUCAGAGGACUCAUACUGGAGAGAGACCCUAUGCAUGUGAGGAAUGUGGGAAAGCCUUUAGUCGCAGUUCCUUCCUCGUUCAGCAUCAAAGAAUUCACACCGGAAUAAAACCAUAUGGGUGUGAGCAGUGUGGGAAAACAUUUCGAUGUCGAUCAUUUCUUACUCAGCAUCAGAGAAUCCAUACUGGAGAGAAACCUUAUAAAUGUAACGAAUGUGGGAAUUCCUUCCGCAAUCAUUCACAUCUCACUGAACAUCAGAGAAUUCACACUGGAGAGAAACCGUACAAAUGUAAUAGAUGUGGGAAGGCAUUCAAUCAGAACACACACCUCAUUCAUCAUCAGAGGAUUCACACUGGUGAGAAACCUUAUUUAUGCAAUGAAUGUGGCUCUUCUUUUCGCAAACAUUCAAAUCUCACACAACAUCAGAGAAUUCACACUGGGGAAAAACCCCAUAAAUGUGAUGAAUGUGGGAAAACUUUCCAAACAAAGGCAAACCUCUCUCAGCAUCAGAGAAUUCAUACUGGAGAGAAACCUUAUAAAUGUAAGGAGUGUGGCAAAGCCUUUUGUCAGAGCCCAUCCCUUAUCAAACACCAGAGGAUUCAUACUGGAGAAAAACCCUAUAAAUGUAAGGAAUGUGGCAAAGCUUUUACUCAGAGUACCCCACUCACUAAGCAUCAGAGAAUUCAUACAGGGGAGAGACCCUACAAAUGCAGUGAAUGUGGUAAGGCCUUCAUUCAGAGCAUUUGCCUUAUUCGGCAUCAGAGAAGUCACACUGGAGAAAAACCCUAUAAAUGCAAUGAAUGUGGGAAGGGCUUUAAUCAGAAUACCUGCCUCACUCAGCAUAUGAGAAUUCAUACUGGAGAGAAACCCUAUAAAUGUAAAGAAUGUGGGAAGGCCUUUGCCCAUAGUUCAUCUCUUACUGAACAUCACAGAACUCACACUGGUGAGAAGCUCUAUAAAUGUAGUGAAUGUGAGAAAACUUUCCGCAAGUAUGCACACCUUAGUGAACAUUACAGGAUUCAUACUGGUGAGAAGCCUUACGAAUGCAUUGAAUGUGGAAAAUUCUUCAGACAUAGUUCAGUCCUUUUCAGACACCAGAAACUUCACAAUGGUGAAUAACCCUGGCAUUCAGGUUGUGAUAGCUUCUCUAGAAAGAAUCGCUGGGAAUCUGGCUGGGGGCAGUGGGGCAGGCAGAGUUCCUGGAGGGAAGGAUGAAGGAACACCGACUGUUACACUCGGAAGAGUAUUUCCACUUAUGGAGGCAGAGCCUACUCCAGCUGGGCAUCUGGGAAUAUAGGGUAGAAAGGAAGUUCUUGCUUUUUGGAUAAAUCCUGGCUACCUACCACUCCUCCUUCCCCUUGUGACUCUCAUUACUUUAGGGGCCAUUUGUUAAGUUAGCACCUGUGUUUCCCUUACUGCAUUCCUGCCUCACCUUCCCAACUUGUGACCUGUGUUCUCUGACCAGUAGGCUGAGGUGCUUUUCCAAAUAUUUAGUGUGCAUGUGGAAGCAAUUCAGAGGUAGUGCUAAGUAGCCUUCUGAUAUCUGAGAACAUGCCAUCUCUUAGAAGCAGUCUCAUGAAGGGGCAUUGGAAAUAAGGGAAAACGAAGAAUCCUUACUCAUUCAUUCAACAAAUAAGGAGAUAUGUGGCAAGAACUGGGCUGAUGUCUACAGAUAGUUCAUGAAGAAGGCUUUUAUCAGGGUAAGAGAGAUCUUUCCUGAUCCUUUCACGCUGGAAGGCAAUUUGGGGCCAAAAAGGAAGUAGGAGGUCAAGAGAAACUUAACCUUAAAUGAUGCCAGUUUGUGGGAAGAGAGUCAGAUCUGCUCAGAGGGCCAGGAAGAGGAAGGGCCAACCUUUGUCCCAGAUGAACACUUACCCAUGAAGAAAAUGGUUUGCGCUAGACUGCUGGUGCCGAGGCUCAGAGCAGGAAGUCUGUGUUUGAGGAGGUUACCUACAUAUCCCAGCCCUGGACUAAGGUGUACACCUGUCUCAUAAGUUUGCCUGGGCCACUGGUUUGUAGGGUCCAGGGGAGAGAGACCCACCAGGGUUAACUAUGUCCAAACAACUGUUAAUUGAUGUUUAGGGAGGAGAAACCAUUAGUGAAGAGAGCAAUCCGCUUUUUAGGUUGGAUGGAGUUGAGGCUGCUGGACUAGUCUCUAAGAGAGUGUUGGUCAUUGUAGCAGAGAGGGCUAGGUUUCAUGUAAUUAUGCCAUUGGAGGCUAUUAAACAGAUUUGUUAGAUUUCAGAUAUUCCUGUUUUUAUUGGAACUAUCUUAUUCUUGUAUAUUUACCCUUCCCUGAAGGUUAGGAGUAUCUAGGGAAAAACUUUCAUGGAAUAAAUUUGGAAAGUAUUCUACCUCUUUUUCAAGUCCCUAAGUAUUGAGCUAGUACAGUUUGCCACUAUGAUGGUGUUUUAUUCUUUUAAGAAAAAGGGCAUGGUUUUCCCCUUAUUUCCUUACUCCCUUUCAUGUUCUUUACUGCUACCCAAAGUUUGAGCUCUGAGAGAUUAGGUGAGGAUUACCUUUCACUGCUAUUUGGAAUAGUUUCUAUGCCCUGAAACUUAUAUCGUUUUUAAAAUAAUGACUGUUAAAAAAACAAA
Messenger RNA from Mustela lutreola (European mink), 3834 nucleotides. It is a transcript of the gene ZNF502, whose product is annotated as zinc finger protein 502. The transcript is spliced from 3 exons. Bases 728 to 2356 code for a protein of 542 amino acids. Lineage: Eukaryota; Metazoa; Chordata; Mammalia; Carnivora; Mustelidae. The record is from RefSeq and is a predicted model, not a curated record.